AUGUCAGCGCUGCUACCAAGUCCUACCAUGCCUUUUCCUGGCAGGAGUCGCUCGUGCCUUCGCACAAUUUGCACGUCUGCAUCGUUAGGGGCUCAGCGCUGGCGUGAACGGGGCAUCUAUACGUCCGACCUGCUGUGUCAGUACCAUCGCAAGCAACAGCUACCUGGUCAUCGGCACCAUAGCCAACGGAGAUUACGCACGUCAGAAGCUGGCGGCGGAGCUUCGAAAGAUCAGCCGCUUGUUUGCCAGGCUAUGAACUCGGCCAGCUUUGGGCCGCAGCCGGGUUCCUUCCCUGCCUGGGUUUGGGGUUGGGGUGGAGGAUGGCUGGGGAACCUGGCACGCUUCUACUAUUAUUACCGCGAGAUCCUCACGCGGGCUGUGCUGACUGUGGGCCUGUUGGCAAUCAUCCGCUGCGGCCACUUCAUUCCAAUGCCAGGAAUUGAUCUGGCACUCGUGUCUACCGCAGGGGCGAGCACAGCAGGUGAGCGGCUGAUCAAGGCGCUCUAUGGUCAGGCUCAAGACAUUCCCGCCUCCCUGUUCGAUCUGGGCAUAUCUCCCUUUGUAAACGCGUCCAUCCUGCUGGCGGUCGCGCUGGUGCUACCCCAGGAGAUGGCCACACUGCCGGGCCUGAGCUGGCUUAGUCGGCUGCGGGAGGCCCGGAAGGAGGGACGCACGGGCGAGGCGCUCAUUAACUCCACCACCAACCUCGUCGCUCUGUGUUUUGCGGUGUAUCUUGGCCUUGUACGCGCUUUUGAGCUGGAGCCUUGCGCGGUGCUCGGCGGUGGCGGCAUGUUUGUGCCACAGACCGUCCUGGCGCUGGUGGCGGGCAGUGCCUGCAUCCACAUGUGCGCCUCCACCAUUACGGCCUUUGGUCUGGGGAAUGGCUCCUCGCUGGUCAUCUGCUCCAGCAUUAUCACGGAAUACGCGUCCACAUUGCACACGGUGCUGUGCUCGCUGGACACGAGCCUACUAUCCCCCGCCCGCCUGGCGGCCAUGCUGGGGGGCUACCUGGCGCUUGUGCUGACCUCCGUGUGGCUCUCCACUGCGGAGCUGAGGCUGCCGCUGGUGCAGUAUGCAACCAGCGCACCUCCGCCCCCCGAGCCGCGCGGUGGUGGUGGCGGAGGCGGCGGACUGCAAGACCUCAUCGCUCAGGCACGGAUUCUGGCACAGAAGAAGAGCAGCGAGCGGUCGCAGCGAGGAGUAGCGGGUGGAGGGGUACCCCUAUCCUUGCCUGGAGUUGGCACCGCCUCGGGUGCGGGAUCCGGGGUCGCAGGAACCAGGACCGUGGGUUCAGGCUCUAAUGCUGGGGGCGCUCGCCCGUCUGAGUACUUCCCCAUCCAACUCAACUCCAAUGGCAUGAUGUCCAUCGUGCUCGGUGGCGCAGCAUACUUUGGUUUUCUUCCCAAGUUAGUGGAGUUGCUCGGCGGCGGCGCGGGUGCGGCGGCGGCCUUGUCCUCAGCUCUAGUAAGCCCGUUGGGCCUUGUCGGCUACGGCCUCACUGUAGCUGCGCUGGAGUUCCUGCCUCUGGGGGCCAUCAACCCCAAGGAGAUGGCCGAGUACUUCAACAUGAUGAACGUGGGCCUUAAGGGUGUUGUCCCUGGGGAGCCCACCGAGUGGGAGUUGCGCAACAAGCUGCUGCAAUGCAAGUUCUGGGGUGGUGCAUGCCUGGGCGCCCUAGCGGUGGCAGCGCAGCUAUACGACAGUGCAUGUGUGCAGAUCCUGGGUACUAGCCUGGGCACGACCAGCCUCCUCAUCAUCGUCGGUGCGGUGCUGCAGACGGCUCGACAGGUGGAAGGCUUGUUGGAAGGUCCCAAGCUGCAGCGGAAGCUAGACCAGGAGCGGGCAGCCAUCCAAUCGCUGUCGCUGCUGUAG
Messenger RNA from Volvox carteri f. nagariensis, 1872 nucleotides. RefSeq lists its product as uncharacterized. Bases 1 to 1872 code for a protein of 623 amino acids. Gene Ontology annotation, biological process: SRP-dependent cotranslational protein targeting to membrane, translocation; chloroplast organization; thylakoid membrane organization. NCBI's taxonomy places the organism in Eukaryota, Viridiplantae, Chlorophyta, Chlorophyceae, Chlamydomonadales, Volvocaceae. The record is from RefSeq and is a predicted model, not a curated record. Gene Ontology annotation, cellular component: plastid envelope; membrane. The transcript is spliced from 9 exons. Gene Ontology annotation, molecular function: signal sequence receptor activity; transmembrane protein transporter activity.